Molecule: messenger RNA, 1503 nt
Organism: Adineta steineri
Lineage: Eukaryota; Metazoa; Rotifera; Eurotatoria; Adinetida; Adinetidae
Source: the annotation of a GenBank genome assembly
AUGUCAAAUCAAAAUAUCUCUACUUUUCUUACAUUACCAGUAGAGCUUGUCUAUCGAAUUUUGGACCAUCAAUUGGAUUUUACAAUUCUAUGCUCAAUGAGAAAUGUAUGCCAACGAUUCAAUAACAUCGUAGAUAGUUACGAUCGAUAUCAGACACUCACUACAUUAGAUCUCGAAUCUAAUGAAAUUAGAGAUAUCGGGGCACAACAUUUGACCAAUGUAUUACGAUACAACACCACACUCACCACCCUGAGUCUCGCAAGGAAUGCAAUCAGAGAUGUUGGAGCACAAUAUUUGGCUGAUGGAUUACAACACAGCACAACACUCACCACACUGAAUCUUGGAUGUAAUCAAAUCGGACAUGUUGGAGCACAAUAUCUUAAUAAUGCACUACGACACAACACCACACUCACCACACUAGAUCUUACACGAAAUGAAAUCAGAGAUGUUGGAGCACAAUAUUUGAGUGAUGGAUUACGACACAACACAACACUCACUACACUGAAUCUCGGAAGUAAUGAAAUCGGAUAUGUUGGAACACAACAUCUUAGUAAUGCAUUACAACAGAACUCCACACUCACUACACUAAACCUCGGAGGUAAUCAAAUUGGACAUAUUGGAGCACAAUAUUUGAGUAAUGAUGAUAAUGGUCAAUGGCUAAUAGAUGAUUGUAAAAAAUCUAAUAUUGAUAUCAAUCAAUUACAUACAACUGAUGAUAAAACACCAACAUCAUAUACCUAUGUAAUCAGUGUUGAAUCAACAGGUCGACGAACAUUUUUUAAUCAACGUGGUACGAAUUCAUUACUUAAUGAUACACAUUUUGAUUUUAAUUAUCUCGCUAAGAAAAAAAAUUAUAAUUUAUUUUAUCUUGGUUAUUUAACAUUACUUGAUGGUUUAGAUCAAAUUAUAAAUAAUGAAACAGUAGCAGCACAAGUACUUAAAAAAGCAAAAGAAUAUGGUUUAGAAACAAUUAUAGAUUUUGUUAGUGUACAUAAUUCAUUAUAUUCAAAAAUUGCUCAAUUAACAUUACCCUAUGUUGAUCAUUUAAUAUUAAAUGAAAUUGAAACUGGUCUUAUACUUAAUCAAUCAUUUCAACAAGGAACUAUAGAACAAAUUGAACAAGCAGCAAGAAUAUUAAUGGAAAAUUAUGGUGUACAACGUACAGUAACAAUUCAUUUUGAUCGUGGUGCUAUUUGCGUAAGUCGAGAAAAUUCGUCAACUAUCGAAUCAUUUUAUCAAGGAUCAUUGUGUCUUCCAAGUGGAUAUAUUAAAGGUGCUGUUGGUGCUGGUGAUGCAUUUGCUGCUGGUGUUAUUUAUGGAAUUUAUAAAAAAUGGUCAAUUCAAGAACGUUUAUUUUGUGGAAUAUGUGUUGCUGCUAUGUGUUUAAAAGAUGCAACAUCUUAUGCUGGUGUCGGAAGUAUUGAAGAAUGUUUAAAAUUCAGAGAAAUAUUUUGUUGUCGAACAAUGGAACCAACAUCUUUUAUUACAGAUACAGAAAAUUAA